UUCAAAUUUAAUUGAUUUCGAUUUUGAAUUAGACUGGUCUUAUGCCAGUUCUAAACUGAACCCAAAUCACCACCUCUAGGUAACUGCGAACCCAGCCCGCCAAAGCAGGUUUAUUAUUUCCAUUUCAGAAACCAAAAUGUUUCACCUAUCAACUGUAGCAUACGCAAGACAGGACCAUGGAGCCCAAUUUUGAAAUUCUUUGCUACUCAGAAUAGGUUGUCAAUAAGGAUAUGUAUGGCUUCUUGUAGCAACUUUUUGUUUCUGUGCAUUAUUGAACCAAAGCUUAACUUAGUGAGAGAAAUGGCUGUUUUGCAUCAAAGAAAUAAUUUGCAAUAUAUAAUAUAACAAUAAUUUUUAUAAUAAUUACUGGCCUUUUUUUAUUAUUCAUUAUUAAUUUAUUACAAUAAUUGCUGUUUUAUAUAUAGUAGUCAAAAUUCCUUCAAAAUUGUCAUAGUCAGCAUCAUCUUCUUUCUUUGAUCAUUUUGUUCUAUCUGUGCAUCAAGGGGAAUUUAUUAUUCUCUUUUUAGAAGUAUAAUCUCAGUUAGUAAUUUCAACCAAUAGAUGCGAAAGCCAAAAUGUGAAACAAUGAAUUGUUUACUUCUCUGCAAAUCAAGGUAAAUUGAAAGACAUAGAAGAAUGUUUAAUCCACUUCAAUGCAGUUUAAACAAGGAAAAGGAGAACAAAUGCCAUAAAAAUAACAAUACAAGCAACAUAAUUUUAUAUUUUUAAAUUUUGAGUUGUAUGCAUAUGAGCAUGUAGGCAGGCUUGUCUGUGUUAAAUUGAUUUGAUAAGUUCACAGAAAUAUGCAGUAGCAAAAGAGAAGUUCUUUUAUCUCAGGAUUUAAGCUUUUUGAAUCUCUAAGAUAAAAUUGCACUUAGUCCAUUUAGUCCCUCAUCCUAUUUUGUACAAUUCUUUGAAUUUAUUCAUGAAAAAGAGAGAGAAUAUUGAAUAUCCUUCAGCAAAAGAGUUUGAGCUUGGCAUAGAGCUCUAGCAAAUGAGUUUUCUUCAUAGGAUCUGGAAAGAAUUUGGACUGUGGUGAUUUUGAAGAUGAUCUUUGGCUGUCAAUGUGAAAACUUCAAAUCUUAGACCAUGAUGAUGACCAUGGCGUGCUGUAAAUUCUAUUUGCUGGAUCAAGAAAUGAGUUUGUUAUCCAUUUUACAAUGUUUUGCAUAUUUUGGAAAUCAUUUACAUUUAAGAAUGAACAUCUAGUUAAUGUUCAUUAACAAAAAAGUCACUGAAAAUAAGAAUUGAGUUGACAAUUAACUUUUCUUCUUCCAUACUAGGAAGUGAGUGAACUAUUCAGAAGCAAAAAAGAACAGUUCACUGAAGUUGAACUAAAACAUGGGUAUAAACAUAUCAAGUAAUUGAUAUGAAUAUUAUUGUUUUUUUCCCCUUAAUAUGUAAAAGUUGAGUUUCAGAAUUCGUCAUGCAGAUCUGUCAUAUUACUAGGAUAUCAGUUGACAGUUUUUAUGUCAGCAGCAACUGUAUCCUUCAUCCAGCAGUUGAGUUUUUUGCAUACUUUCCAUGUAGGACAUAUAACAUAAUCAGGCAGUGAAUUGUAAACUCCCUGGAUUUUGUUUUCCAUUCAUCACGAAAUUAAUUGCAGACUCUCAUAUUUGCCUUCUCCAACUCAGACUCCUCAGAGUUACCAUAACAAGGUCUCAACUCAGACUCCUUCCAUUGUUAAUUUCCGAAUUUUUUUUUUCUCAAUAUUGUAUUAUAAAAGUCAAUGGAGGUGGGGACGAAUUCAGAUUCAAGGGUAAGCACGACGAUGGAAAGUUCAAAUUUGAACAUCAUCAACAUGAAUCAGCAGAGCACUGAGCAUUGUAGCAGCAGAGCUAGAAGUUCCUCUCCAAAAUUCAGAGGAGUAAUUUCGCUUAGGAGUGGCAAGUGGGGUGCACAGAUCGCGUUUAAGUACAAGGCUUACUGGCUUGGAACACAUGACAUGGAGGAAGAGGCAGCAAUGGCUUAUGACAGAGCAGUCAUCAAACUUCAGAGAAGUGAUGCCCCCUUCAACUUCCCUAUGACCAAUUACACAGUUCAAGAGACCAAAUUCCAGCGUCGGUACUCAAAUGAAGAUAUCCUGUAUAUGAUCAAGGAUAAAACAUACCUGUCCAAAUUUACAAAUUACCUUGCAAAUCAAUCUUUGUUGAGGAAAUAUGCAGCAAGUAAUCUAGCAAAUCAGCAAGGUAUCUCAUAUCAAAUGCUUUUCCGAAAGGAAUUGACACAAACUGAUGUUGUUCGCAUGAAGGGCUUUCACAUCCCUAAAGACUAUGCAAUGGAGUACUUUCCCCCACUUGCCGGUGUGAACUCAUCUGGAGGAUAUGAAAAUGGGAAUAAGUCCAUCGAAUUAACCUUCUUCGACAGGCACUGUCAUCCAUGGACUUUUCGGUAUUCUUAUUGAAAAAGUACUCGGACAUUUGUGUUUACAAAAGGCUGGAGAAACUUUCUCAAGAUGAACAACCUGAAACCAAAGGGCUCGGUCUUUUUCUAUAGAUGUGAGCAUCAAAGGGAGAAUCAGGGAAGAUUGUUUUACAUGAUAGAUGCUCAACGCAGUAGUAUGGAAAGUAAUGUUGUUAUUAGGAAUGUAGGCAAGGAAACAGAUGCAAGGAAAAGAGCAAACAAAGAAGUAGAUUCUGAAGACAUAGAAGAAAAGGAGACAGAUAAUGUAGCUAAGCUUUUUGGUUUCCAAAUUAUCAAAAGAAGACCAAAUUAUAAGCUCUUUUUCUGAGAUGUUUUAAUGAAUAAAAACAAUUGCUGUUGUUGU
Messenger RNA from Hevea brasiliensis (rubber tree), 2767 nucleotides. RefSeq names its product AP2/ERF and B3 domain-containing transcription factor At1g51120-like. Gene Ontology annotation, molecular function: DNA-binding transcription factor activity; DNA binding. The transcript has a single exon. The record is from RefSeq and is a predicted model, not a curated record. Bases 1730 to 2404 code for a protein of 224 amino acids. Gene Ontology annotation, biological process: regulation of DNA-templated transcription. NCBI's taxonomy places the organism in Eukaryota, Viridiplantae, Streptophyta, Magnoliopsida, Malpighiales, Euphorbiaceae.